This is a messenger RNA of Ambispora leptoticha, 291 nucleotides long. The record is from the annotation of a GenBank genome assembly. NCBI's taxonomy places the organism in Eukaryota, Fungi, Glomeromycota, Glomeromycetes, Archaeosporales, Ambisporaceae.
AUGACAAACCAAAACAAUAUUUUAACUGAAGAGGAAAUAAAAGAACACUUAGAAGAUAAAGAAUUUAGAAAAAAGCAAGAGAGGAAUGAAUUGCUUGAAAUAAAUAAGCAAUUAGAAGAAGAACAAAAAGUCUGGGAAGAAGCAUUAGAAUUAGAGGAAGACAUUUCUAAAUGCCAUUUAGAUGCUCUUGAAGUAGCUAGACAAUGGAGAGUAAGGCAAAGCAAAGAAAAAGAUGACAACUUAGAAAAGGCUUCAAGAAAAAUAGAGGUGCUGGAAAAUGUUAUGGCAUGA